CCGAUCACUCUACUGAUUGGCUCGUUGCCAUACUCGUUGGGUUUUGAACGCAAGCGUGAAGGCUGCGCACAUUUGUAUGUGAGCUUGGGCAGUGACUGCUGACUUCGAAAUGGCUUCACAAAACAUUGAUCCACUGGCCCUAGAUGAGCACGCAAAGAGCAACGACGAGCAACGGAGGGUUGACUCGGGAAGGCAUUCCGUUGCGAAAAGGCUUCAACAGGAGCUGAUGACGCUUAUGAUGUGUGGUGACAAGGGUAUCUCUGCAUUCCCUGAUGGUGACAAUCUCUUUCGAUGGAUCGGAACAAUACAAGGACCAUCUGGAACCGUAUAUGAGAAGUUGGUGUAUCGGCUUAGGCUGGAGUUCCCUAGUGCCUACCCCUACGAAAGCCCACAGGUCCGCUUUGAGACCCCCUGCUUUCACCCAAAUGUGGAUGCUCAGGGGAACAUUUGCCUUGACAUCCUCAAAGAGAAGUGGACUGCUUUGUUAGAUGUGCGCACCGUGCUGCUCUCUAUUCAAUCAUUGUUGGGAGAACCCAAUGUGUCAAGUCCACUGAAUGGCUAUGCUGCAGAGAUCUGGAGUAAUCAGGUCUUGUACAAAAAGGUGCUGCUGGACAAGUAUGAGAAGAAAACCAAAGAAUUGGAAUCUUAGGGGUUCUCAAAGCUGUCUGGCCUCACUGGAGUGUCUCUGGCAAAAGUGCUUCUUUUUUAUGGGUUAAGGGCAGGGGGACCAAGGCAGGCUAGGUGCAGAGUGCGCACUAUUCUUGGUAUCAUGUAAGGGAGCACAAGCUGUAAGUUAUUUGAGCGCAUUGUGGAUGCACAUAAGUCUGUGCUGGUUUGUUUGCCAGCUGAUGUAACAGAUACCUUUACAUAUGAAAGAAGUGAUGAGUAGCAAAGGAGUCAUUUUUAUUUUUUUGUGUGCAAAUAAACGUCUGUACAGUAUGA
Messenger RNA from Dermacentor silvarum, 942 nucleotides. RefSeq names its product ubiquitin-conjugating enzyme E2 C. The coding region runs from base 110 to 649 and encodes 179 amino acids. The record is from RefSeq and is a predicted model, not a curated record. Lineage: Eukaryota; Metazoa; Arthropoda; Arachnida; Ixodida; Ixodidae. The transcript is spliced from 5 exons.